AGAAGACUUCCGCGUUUCUGUUCAGCACACAGGCGUGGUAAAAAAAUGGCAGAACAAAAUUCAGUGCCGAGUGAUCUUUACAAGCAUGUAUAUUCAUUUCUACUAGAGAACAAGUUUACCAAGGCUGCUCAGCACUUCAUCAAGCAAGCUAAAGUGCCACCCCAGAAUGAAAAACAAGAUGCCGGUCUGCUUGACAUAUUCAACUUCUGGGUGAAGUCUCCUGAAGCUAAGAAACGGAAGGCGCUGCCCAACGAUCCUGGAAUAAGUGACAGGCCGUCUGCUAAGAAGGCGAAGACUGCGGAGAGCUCCAGUGAGGAGUCGAGCAGUGAGGAGGAGGAAGCUGCAGCACCUGCCAAGGCCACACCCACAGCUACAGCGGCCGAGUCCAGCAGCAGCGACGAUUCCAGCGACGAGGAGGCCGCAGCGAAGAAGCCUGCAGCAGCCAAAGCCUCAGUGAAGACCCCUGUCGCGGCAGCAGCCAAAGUCCCAGUGAAGACCCCUGUCGCGGCAGCAGCCAAAGCCUCAGUGAAGACCCCUGUCGCGGCAGCAGCCAAAGUCCCAGUGAAGACCCCUGUCGCUGCAGCAGUCAGGAAAAAGGACUCCAGCUCGAGCAGUGAGUCAUCUGAAGAUGAGGCUCCAGCUAAAUCCCCUGUGGCUAAAGGAAAAGCUGCAGCCGCGACCCCUAAGGCAGGGACGACCGCCAAAGCAGUAGCUCAGAAUAAGGCUGAGACCAGCAGCAGUGAGGACAGCUCCAGUGAAGACGAAGCGCCCGCUAAGACCCCUCCUUCUAAGACCCCUGGUCCUGUCAAGACCCCUCCAGCUAAGACCCCUGCUAAGGCAGCCGAGUCUAGCAGCGAUGACUCUUCUUCAGAUGAAGAGGAGACUCCUCCCAGCAAGAAGGCCAAACCAGGUGAAUACAGUGCAGUUCCACCCCCUGGAGCUGCCGUAAAGAAGGCCUUGGCUCCUACAGUGGCCAGAAAGGCCAAAAAGGACCGCUCCUCAGACAGCAGGGAGGAGGAAGUGUCAGCAGUCCCUGUGAAGUCUACCCCAGCAAAGACUGUGACCCCUAAACCUGCUGCUGCUGCUAAGAAGGCCGAGUCCAGCACUGAGAGCUCAGACUCUAGCUCUGAAGAUGAAGAAGCAAAAAAGGCUGCCCCGGCUAAGGCUGCCCCGGCUAAGGCUGCCCCGGCUAAGGCUGCCCCGGCUAAGGCUGCCCCGGCUAAGGCUGCCCCGGCUAAGGCUGCCCCGUCAGAAGAUUCUUCCUCGGACUCGAGCUCAGAGGAUGAAGAAGAGGUGACAGUGAAAGUGGCACCAGCUAAGGCGACUCCUACGGGGACCCCAGGCAAGGCUGCAGAAUCCUCCUCUGACUCAAGCUCGGAAGAUGAGAAAGAAGCUAAGAAGCCUGUUGCCAAGGCCACUCCUGCCAAGGCCGCCCCUGCUAAGAAAGCCGACUCGUCAAGCUCAGACUCUGACAGCAGCUCUGAGGACGAGGCCCCAGCCAAACCUGCAGCAGCUACCAAGAAACCUGCAGCAGCUACCAAGAAACCUGCAGCAGCUACCAAGAAACCUGCAGCAGCUACCAAGAAACCUGCAGCAGCUACCAAGAAACCUGCAGCAGCUACCAAGAAACCUGCAGUGACCCCCAAGGUCCCAGCCAAGGCUGCUGCAGAAAGCAGCUCGGACUCCGACUCUUCUGAAGAUGAGGCUCCAGCUAAGAAGGCUACCCCGGCCCCUGUUACUAAACCAGCCUCCCCAGUUGUUAAACCAGCUGCUGCAGAAAGCAGCUCGGACUCCGACUCUUCUGAAGAUGAGGCUCCAGCUAAGAAGGCUACCCCGGCCCCUGUUACUAAACCAGCCUCCCCAGUUGUUAAACCAGCUGCUGCAGAAAGCAGCUCGGACUCCGACUCUUCUGAAGAUGAGGCUCCAGCUAAGAAGGCUACCCCGGCCCCUGUUACUAAACCAGCCUCCCCAGUUGUUAAACCAGCUGCUGCAGAAAGCAGCUCUGACUCCGACUCUUCUGAAGAUGAGGCUCCAGCUAAGAAGGCUACCCCGGCCCCUGUUACUAAACCAGCCUCCCCAGUUGUUAAACCAGCUGCUGCAGAAAGCAGCUCUGACUCCGACUCUUCUGAAGAUGAGGCUCCAGCUAAGAAGGCUACCCCGGCCCCUGUUACAAAACCAGCCUCCAAACCAGCCUCCAAACCAGCCUCUAAACCAGCCUCCAAACCAGCCUCCAAACCAGCCUCCAAACCAGGCUCCAAACCAGCCACCCCCGUGGUGAAUAAACUAGCCCCAACCAAGGCCGUAGCCGAGAGCAGCUCCGAUUCUGACAGCUCGGAGGACGAGGUCGCUGCAGCCAAAAAGACCACCAAACCUACAGCCGUAGCCAAGACUCCUGCUUCAGCCAAGACUCCUGCUUCAGCCAAGACUCCUGCUUCAGCCAAGACUCCUGCUUCAGCCAAGACUCCUGCUUCAGCCAAGACUCCUGCUUCAGCCAAGACUCCUGCUUCAGCCAAGACUCCUGCUUCAGCCAAGACUCCUGCUUCAGCCAAGACUCCUGCUUCAGCCAAAGCUGCAGAGUCCAGCAGCAGUGACGACAGCUCUAGUGAUGAGGAGGAGGCAGCAACAGCCUCGACUAAGAAGGCAGCUACCCCAGCCUCGACUAAGAAGGCAGCUACACCUAAAGCCUCCUCCAACCCUGCUGCCAAGGCAACAACACUGGCUAAGGCUGUUGAGUCGUCAUCGUCCCAGGACAGUAGCUCUGAGGAAGAGGAGGCGAAAGCACCGGCAGCAGUCACCACUCCCAUCACUAACGGCAAGAGAAAGAGGGAUGGAGAAGACUCGUCUUCUGAGAGCGAGGAGGAGGAGGAAGUAACGACGCCUAAAAACCAGAAAGUAUUACCAGCACCACAGACUUACCCCAAAGUCUCUAAGAAGAUCAAUGUACCUUUCCGUAGAAUAGUAGAGGAGAACAUUGAAGUGGACAACCGUCUGGCAGACAACUCCUUCGAUGCCAAGCGUGGGUCGGAUGGAGACUGGGGCCAGAGGGCCAAUGACGUGCUCCGUUUCACCAAGGGGAAGUCCUUCCGUCACGAGAAGACCAAGAAGAAGAGGGGUAGCUACCGCGGAGGAGCCAUCUCCCAGUCCGUCAACUCCAUUAGGUUCGACAGCGACUGAGAACCUAGUCAUCAUCAUCAUCACCCCCCUCCAACCUGAUUGAGCCGAAACAUCAACUGAACUACCUACAGCUGUGUUGACAAGACGGUCACAUUGACAGCUGGCUACCUAUUGAUUUUAGUUCAUAAGUCUGUGUUAAAUCUUUUUAAAGGCUUUUUUAUGGGGUAGAAGACGACACAAGUGGUCCUGAAAUGGCGCCUCAUUUGCUUUAUAGUGCAGUACUGUUGAUCUGAUCUAGAGCAGUGCACUACAUAGGUAGUAGUGUGCUAUUUAGGAUGCUGUCUCAUGGGUCAAGGCUGCAGGGGGAUUGGUCUGUCUCUGUGCUUUAAACGUGGUACAGAUUACUAAAGGGUCCUUAGGCUGCAUUUACAACAUGGCCACCGGGUGGCGGUAGUAAGCCACCAAUUCUGUUAAAUAUCCAUUUAAAAGUGUAAAAUGUUUUUGGUCUCAGCCAUUAAUCUGUUGCUUGUUGUAAUAUUGUCAGCGCGGUAUCUUCCCCCUUCUGUCCAGUGUCUUUUCAGUAUCAACAUUUUGAAAUGCUCAGUUCUUGUUGUUUUAUCGCGGUUUUUGAGGAGGGUUACUUGAUUUUUAAUGCAGACCAGGCCUUUUGAAUGAUGCCGUCCUCUACCAGAUGUUGCCGUCCCCUACCAGAUCUCACAACACCUGGAUAAGUAUUCAACCAACGGUCUGGAACGUGUCCGUCAUUUAACAUCCUCUGCAGUCUCACGGAGACCCAUCACGGUUUAGAUAUGAAGGUUUUAUGUACGUGUUUAACUUGUUGUAAGCCGGGGAUCAUCCAACUGUUGUUACGAGCUCUAUAGUGUUGAAGUAACUCCCUGGGUCAUGUUCGGUAUGCAAAACGUUUGGAAACAGGAGAACACACUUGUUGUACAAGUCCAUGCAGUACCUACCUUUUUCUCUCAGUUAUAAAACAUUCUUCCCCCCCCCCCCCUCUCUACUGAACAGGAUCUGGGUGUAUCUGAAAUGGCACCCUAAAGUAGUGCACUAUAUUGGGAAUAGGGUUCUAUAGGGCCCUGGUCUAAAGUAGUGCAAUAUAUAGGGUUGCAUAGGGCCCUGAUCUAAAGUAGUGCACUAUAUAGGGAAUAGGGUGCCAUUUUGGACGUCAUCCUGGGGUUAAUUCCUGCUGAUGUGAGACUGCCCCCUGUCGGUCUGGUAGGUGGUUCAUCAUUGGCUGCUGAGGUACUUCUCUUGGCCCAGCAGCUUUGAUUGACAGCCGGAACAGCUAACCUCGAGGUUAUCAUUUUGUGAAUUUAAAUUUCCUGUUUCUACUCGAAUGUAACCCCUUAUUGAGUCUUGUUUAUUAUUGGAAUAAAAUACGUUUGUCCCAAUUU
Molecule: messenger RNA, 4526 nt
Organism: Oncorhynchus kisutch (coho salmon)
Lineage: Eukaryota; Metazoa; Chordata; Actinopteri; Salmoniformes; Salmonidae
Product: nucleolar protein dao-5
Exons: 15
Coding region: 46-3174 (1042 amino acids)
Cellular component (GO): nucleoplasm; nucleolus
Molecular function (GO): protein binding
Source: RefSeq, a predicted model, not a curated record